Messenger RNA from Nelumbo nucifera (sacred lotus), 7951 nucleotides. RefSeq names its product protein SWOLLEN 1-like. The record is from RefSeq and is a predicted model, not a curated record. Lineage: Eukaryota; Viridiplantae; Streptophyta; Magnoliopsida; Proteales; Nelumbonaceae.
CUUUUCGAAACUUCUCUAAUAUUUAUUUAUUAAUUAAUAUCUUAAAAUUUCGAUCCCAAUCACAUAUUUCCCCUACUGGGUACUGGCGCCGUGCGUAACAAAAGUGUGCGAGCGAAACACUAAAAAGCGAAGCGAGUAGUAAGAGAGAAAGUGAGGGGGAGGAGGGCGAGAGAGAUCAGUCGUUCCUUGUUCACUCCGUCAUUUUCACUUCUUCUAUUGACUUGAUCGCUGGAAGCCUGUCGCUUGAUUCGCCGGAAAUUACAAAUUUUGGUCACUGUUGUUCUUCGGCAGAGUUUAAUUCAUGUCGAUAGGUCGCGGAAUUAGGGUUUCAUUGCGGACAGAUACUCCCUUUUUGCCAUUUAAGGAAGCUAUUGCCCUGGGGAAAUGAGCCUGUGGAUGACCGUCGGAUUUAGGGUCUGGUUGAUCAACGGCCACGAUUUCGUCACCGGAUGGAGGGAGGUAGCCUCUUAGACCUGCUUUCUCUGGGAUGCACCCAUGGAUUAUGAUGACAAUGAUUUCCAAAACCAGAAUUUUCAGUUAGGUGCUGAAGAGAACACCAAAUUUCCUCCAGGCUUACGCUCAUAUGCUCUUCCCAAAUUUGAUCUGGAUGACAACCUCCAAGUCCACUUAAGGUUUGAUAGUUUAGUUGAAACUGAGGUUUUACUUGGUAUCCAAGGUCAAGAAGAAAACCAGUGGAUUGAAGAGUUCUCCCGGGGAAAUAGUGGGAUAGAGUUUAGCUCCGGUGGGGCUGAAUCUUGCUCUAUUUCUAGGCGCGAAAAUGUUUGGUCUGAGGCCGCUUCUUCAGAAUCUGUUGAAAUGCUAUUGAAAUCUGUUGGGCAGGAUGAAAUGAUCACAGGACAGACUAUUAUUGAGGGGUCAGAUGCUUGUGACGGACUUGAUAACAUAACAAAUCAAAUGGAACCCGCUUUAAAUGAAGAUGGUUCCAUUCCAUCUAAUAGUGGGGAUGCUGUAGAUGUGGGCCCUACAUUACCACCUAAGCAGUGUCCGGAGAGCUUUGCAGGGUUAAGUAAGGAUGUUGUGGCAGUGCAGUCCCAGGUUGAAGCUACACCUCAAUCUCACAAAUGUGAAAUGUCUGGUUAUGGAAGUUUGAAAGACUUGGGUCCGAUUAUGUCUGGUGAAAAGUCCGACUCACCGUUGGCUGAGGGUAAUCUGAUGAUUGAUGAAAAGUGUACUGAUAGAAAUCAGAGGGAAGAUGGUUCUUUAGUUGUUGGAUCUGAGGAAAACAAUCCACAGGAUGAUUCUGCUGUGUCAGAGACCAUACAAAUUGACAAUCUUGUUCCAAGUAUUGAGGAGUUGAAUGCUACAGUGACCCAACAAAAGCCAGUGGAAGGUUCUGAGCAGCGUACCUCUUUUGACAAUCCAGAUGCUUUGCAAGAAGAUGAGUCUGUAAAAGAGGGGGAAGGAGAUGUUUCAAGCAAAGAGGAUAAGUUAGAUGAUCAAAAUUGUGAUGGAAAUACAGUUGAAUCCACCAUUAACAAGGUGGAGAACAAUUCCAGUUCUGUGAAAAAUAUAGAUUUUACAGUUCAGCUUCCAGUAUGCAGUGAGCAUCUGUGUUCUGAGCAGACUGAGCAGACUGUUCAGACCAGUAAUUGGGAGGCUAUGGUUUUGUCUAAAAGUAGUGAGGUAGGUGAUAAAAUUGUAGAUGAUACACAUGACUCAUCUUUAAUAUUGGAGAAAGAGAUUGAUAGUUUGGAAGGGGAUGCUGCUAAGGUUAACAACAGCAAUGUUGGAAUUCCUUCUAAGCCAGUGUUGAAUAUGGGCCCUCUAGCACAGGCAAUGGAGGGACAGACCCAGAUUGCAUCUUCUGAGAAACAAGACCAUUUGUUGGAAUCUGAUGGUUACCAAUUGGAAUCUGAUGGUUACCAAUUGGAAUGUGGUAUUUCAGGCUGUAAUUCUGAGACAUCUUUAUUGAAGGUGGAGGACAAAAAACUCCUUGAGAUUAACAGUAAUAAUCAUGUGGAAAACCCUUCUUUUCUGAUGGCAGAAGUCUGUUCCUCAACUAAUAUAAUCCAUGAAAAGCAAACAACUGAAGAAAGGGGUGAUGAUUAUAAUAGUUUGGGAGUUCAGGGGGAUGAUUGUAAUUCAAAGGAUCAUGUAUCAGUUUCCUUGCAGGCUGACUCAUCGCAAAUCUGCAAUAGUAGUUUGGACAUUGAGCCUUGUAAAAUGGAGAAUGCUAGUAUGUCUACUGUUUCAGGUGGUACAGAAAGUGUUGAUGAUGGUUCUCUUGUUAUGGAGAAGCAUGUAGUAUCUCUGUCUCAUGGUCAAAGUACUGCUGAAGCAGAGGUGGGGGUGUGUGAACCAAAGUCUUCUUUGGUUGUUGGUGAAGAAUCAGGAAAUGGUAUUGCCACAAAUGAAGUUAUUCAAGACAAAGAAGAUAUAAUGCCAUCUGUAUGUGUUGGGGAUGUUGCUCAGUUGGAAGGAAAGGAAGAAUCUGUAACUGAAACGUUUACAGAAUCAAAUUUGGUUAUGAAGGAGUGCUCCCUUGUGCCAAGUGAGCCGGCUUCUAUUUCUGAAGUUGAAAAUCUUGCAGUUUGUGAUGGCACUGGGGAGCAGUUACCUGGGUCAUCUGGUCAGUCUUCAUCAUCCGCUGGGACUGUUAGUACAACAUUCCAGAAUGAACCUGAGGCUGUGUUACCUGACAAAAUUACUCAAGCCUACUCUUGUGAAUUGGAAACACAACCUGUUGUUGAUGAUCCAGUUCCAAAAGAAGAUGAUAGUACUGGUGUAAUAGGAGUUUCUAAUGAGAAGUGCAAAGAGUCAUCCCUAAAUAGCACAGAUGUUGGCUGUGGGUGCUCCGUAAGCUCUGCUACCGAUUCUCUUUACCAUGGUCCAGAUGCUGGAAGCACUAUUCCAGAUUCAGAGGAACGUAACUGUGGUUCACCCACUGUCAUUAGUUCUACUGAGGUUCCUCAAAAUGAGAAGGAAAAAGGGAAAGGAGGCAAUGGGUCCUUAGACCAGAAUUCCCCUGUUUCUGAUCAUAUGGAUGGGCAGGGGAACAAAGUUGAACCUUGUACUGAUGAUAUUAAGGGAAACAGUGCCACUGAAGACGAUAGGAGCUUCACUUUUGAAGUGAGUGCACAGGAGGUUGAUUUGUCUGACAGGGAGACUGAUCGUGGAUGGAGACCAUUUCCCAGUGUUCAGCACUAUGAAUUUCAUCAGACUGUAGAGGGUUCUCCUUCAACGUCUAGCUUAGGCCCAAUUGAUCCCAAGUUGCAAGGCACUAAUCGUGGAAGUCAUCGAGCAUCUGAUGGGGAGACUCCACGUGCCAGUUCUAAGGGUACAUCUGACCAUAAAAGGAGGAGAGCGUCUGGUAAGGGAACCGACAAAGAAGCUUCCAAGGAAGGGAAAUCUCUAAAAGAUCCUUUGAGGCAGGCAAAAGACAGAGGGGGCAGUUCAUGUAGUGUAUCUCCUACCUCAUGUGGGACAGUAGGCCAAGUUGUGCAAGGUGAAGAAAUGAGGUCCAGUGGAUAUAUUGAAGGAAGUGUUACAAAACCUUGUGGUGUUCUAACUGCUCAGCCAUCUACUCUGCCAGAUUUGAAUACUUCAGCUUCCUCAUCCUCAUUUCAACAACCUUUUACGGAUUUACAACAAGUGCAAUUGCGGGCUCAGAUAUUUGUUUAUGGAUCUUUGAUACAAGGAACGGCUCCUGAUGAGGCAUGUAUGGUCGCAGCCUUUGGAGAAUCUGACGGUGGAAGAAGCUUGUGGGAUAAUGUGUGGCGUGCCUCUCUUCAAAGGCUUCACAACCAGAAACACAUGCAUGGUAACUCUGAGACCCCUCUGCAAUCACAUCCAGGUUCUAGGUUUCCAGAAGAAACAAGUAGGCAAAGUUCUAUUCAGAAUAAGGUUAUUCGCACUCCUACUAGUCGAGCUGGGGGCAAAGGUGCCCCUUCAGCCACCAUAAAUCCUGUGAUUCCCCCAUCUCCCCUAUGGAGUAUUUCAACCCCUUCCCGUGAUGGAAUGCAGCCCGGCAGCAUGCCAGGGAGCUCACUUUUAGAUGCUAAUCAGGCGCUUUCUCCAUUGCAUCAUUAUCAGUCACCUUAUGUAAGGCAUUAUGUGGGAAACAGCAGCCCUUGGCUAUCUCAGGCUCCUGCUGCUACGCCCUGGGUUGUUUCACCUGCAGCUUCCGUGCUUGAUGCCAAUGCUCUUUACUCUGCCUUUCCCAUUACAGAAACAGGGCAUGUAACUACUGUUCGAGAAAUUUCCGUAACACAUCCCUCCACUAUGCAGCAUACUCCUCCCAGUUCUUUGGUUCAUUCUGGGGGUUCCACAAGUGUUCCUGCAGGGCCUCCACCUUUGCCAGAGGUGAAAAGAGCAAUAGUAUCACCUAGCAAGACUGCUUCUGCUGAUCCAAAGCCUAGGAAGAGAAAAAGGAGUAUGGCUUCUGAGGAGUCUGGCCACAUGUCUUUGGUUGCUCAACCUCAAACAGAAUCUGUUUCUGCUGUUGUUGUUACUAAUCAUCUCCCUACUUCUGUUGCUAUCACACCAUCUGCAGCUAAAACUUCUACCAAUUCUAUGUUAACUAAUUCACCCAUAUCUGCAACACAUUUCCAGAUAAUAGGGGGUCAGGACAUGGAGCAGAGGGUAAUCUUUUCAGAAGAGACAUGCAGUAAAGUUGAACAAGCUAAGCAACAUGCAGAAGAUGCUGCUGCUCUUGCUGCCACUGCAGUUGGUCACAGCCAAAGUAUAUGGAGCCAGUUAGCUGUCCAGAAAAUUUCUGGUUUGGUUUCAGAUGUUGAAGCUAAACUGGCUUCUGCAGCUGUUGCAGUAGCUGCUGCUGCUUCUGUCGCAAGGGCGGCGGCAGCAGCUGCUAAGGUUGCAUCAGAUGCUGCAUUGCAAGCUAAACUGAUGGCUGAUGAGGCUCUACGUUCAAGUCGAACUAGGCAUCCUACUCAAACUAUUGACACUUCUCUCUCUGAUGGUGUGAAAAAUAUGGGAACAGUAACACCUGCAUCAAUUUUGAUGGGUAAGGAUAAGACCAACAGUUCAAGUUCAGUUAUUGUUGCCGCAAAGGAGGCUGCUAGGAGAAGAGUUGAGGCUGCUUCUGCUGCCACAAAACGGGCAGAGAAUCUGGAUGCAGUAGUAAAAGCUGCAGAGCUGGCAGCUGAAGCUGUAUCACAGGCAGGAACUAUUAUAGCAAUGGGUGAACCUUUACCUCUAACACUGGGUGAUUUAGUAGAGGCUGGUCCAAAUGGUUAUUGGAAAGUACAAGUCUCUUCAGAGCAUAUUGUCAAGUCAAGCAAUUUAAAUGAGGGGGGACAUUCUAAUGUAAAUGGUAUUGGUGAAGGUAUUGAAAAUUCUUCUGCUCGUUUGAAUGAGCAAUCGUUGAAUAAACAAGAAACUCAACAAGCUACUACAAGCCAGGAAAAGUCAUCUUCAAAAGAGUUGGCCAGGCUUCCAGUGGAGAACAACGUGGGAUUGGUGAAUGGGGUGCAGAGCAGUGAAAAGGGAUUGGGGAAGCAAAAAGGUCGUAAAACAUCCAACUUGGGUAAGACUAUAGGGGUUGUCCCAGAAUCUGAGAUUGGAUCAAGAACUGAUUCUGUCCCUGCCCAGAAUGAGGAACAUGAAGGAACUCAGUUAGCAGGAUCUUCAAAAGAGAAUAGCAUUAAAGAAGGUUCAGUUGUAGAGGUUCUUGCUGACAAGGAGGGUUUUAGGAGAGUGUGGUUUUCAGCCAAGGUGCUGAGUUUAAAGGAUGGAAAAGCUUACGUCUCUUACACUGAAGUUUUGCCAGAUGAAGGCUUUGGGCAGCUAAAAGAGUGGGUACCACUUAAAGGUGAAGUUGAUAAAGAACCAAGGCUACGGGUUCCUCAUCCUACAACUGCAAUGAAAUUUGAAAAAACAAGAAAACGACGUAGAGCUGCCAUUGGGGACUAUUCUUGGUCUGUUGGAGAUAGGGUAGAUGCAUGGAAACUUGAUGGCUGGUGGGAAGGAAUUAUCUCAGAAUGGAGCAAAGAGGAUGAAAUGUCUUUCAUUGUUCAUUUUCCAGCUCAAGGAGAUACAUCAGUUGUGAAAGCUUGGCAUCUUCGGCCAUCUCUUGUUUGGAAGGAUGGGCAGUGGAUUGAAUGGUCCCGUUCUAGGGAAGAUCAGCCCCGUUCUAAUGAGGCUGAUACUCCACAGGAGAAGCGACCAAAGUUGGGAAAACAUGGGGCUGGAACAGAUUCUGCAGUUGAGGUAAGUGGGAAGGACAAGGUUUCAAAAAAUAUGGGCGUCAGUGAUUCAGGGAAACCUGAGGCGGCAAGGCUUCUAGCACUAUCAGAUAAUGAAAAAAUAUUCACUGUUGGUAAAAGCAUUAAAGAGGGAAGUAAUUCUGAUGCACUUACAACAAAGAGGAUUGGUCUCCAGAAGGAAGGCUCAAGGGUUAUUUUCGGCGUUCCUAAGCCUGGAAAGAAAAGGAAAUUUAUGGAAGUGAGCAAACAUUAUGUUUCAGAUAAAAGUGCCCAGACAACUGAAGUAAGUGAUUCAAUGAAGUUCACAAAGUACCUGAUACGUCAAGGAUCAGGGCCCCGUGGAUGGAAAAAUACUAAUAAAGUUGAUUCAAAAGGAAAACGAGCAGCUGAAUCUAAGCCUAAGGUGAUUAAGUCAGGGAGAACUGGUAAAAAUUCUUCUGAGAAAGAUAGUUCUUCAAUUUCUACUCUCUCUCUCUCAAAUGAUGGCCGUGUGCAUGAUCACGUCAAAACUUCUGUUGGCCAUCAUGAAUCCAUCCCAGAAAGGCAGAACCAGCUACAGCCUGGUUCGUUUCCUGACAACAACAAAGCAGCUGAGGGUACAACCUUAUUUGCUUCUCUAUCUCUUGCAUCUGAUGCUCCUUCAUACAAGAAGAAGUCUUCGGCUACUGAUUCUACCCUGGAGCUUAAAGGAAAAGUUGCUCCUUCUGCUGAAAAGUUGGCUAGAAAUGAUGAAAAAGAUUCGGGUCACUAUGAUAAUGCUGGAAAAUCAGUUCCUGAUGUCAUUGAGCCCCGAAGAUCCAAUCGCAGGAUUCAGCCAACAUCAAGGCUAUUAGAAGGGCUGCAAAGCUCCUAUAUUAUCUCAAAGAUUCCUGCUAUCUCACAUGACAAGAGUACCAGAGCUCAACAUAGAGGCACUCAAUCAUCAAGGGGGAAUAACCAUAGCUGAGAGGAGCUUAUGCCAUGCUGGAACCUCAAACAAUGUCAAGGAAAUCAACUAUUUGGUGAAAAAUAUCUUGUGUACCGUUGUGUAAAUAGUAAUUAUAGGAUUUAUGAGAGCCAGGAAAAGGCAUUAUUUUUUUCUUGGGCUUAAUAUGAUGUUUCAUAAGAGGUUUAUAUCAAUUAUUAGUUUCUUAACUAGUAUAAGCACUGCUUUUUCUAUGAUUUUUCCCAACAUAUUACGUAGGGAAACAAUCCAUUUCAGGAAUCUGUUCCAGGGUGAUCAAAUCCGGAUGUAUGUGCUGAACCGUUUGCCCUUUAUCAUAUAUCCACAGGUGAUUUCUGUUGGUGGCUCCAGCACCAAUUUUUAUUCUUGUAUAGGUAUUGUUGUUAGUCUUUUACUCCUAUGCUGCAAAUUUUCCAUGAAGUCAGGUGAGAGUUUCAGAGCAUUACGGGUCACUUUAAACAAGAAAAGCUGGUAUAGAUCAAGUGUCGACUUGGACUGACUUUUGGUGGUGCUGGAGUCACUUGUAAGGCAUGAAAGUUGAGACAAUGCAUAUACUGGGGAAACCUUGGCUAAUUUUGUUUUCCAAGAGUUCACUGUGGCCGGAGAAUCGUUCUGUGUUGGUGCUUAAAGUUAAACUGCGAAUUUUGCAACUUUGACAGAUCUCGGUGAGGGGAAUUCUAAUACAUGAUAAUAAUCUUCUUUUUUAUUCUCUUAUUCGUAUCAUGUACAAAGACAAUGGAUCAGGUGGGUUGUCUUUUUCUUUACUGUUACCUAUCCAACAAUUUCUUAAGUUUUUUUUCUGAAAGUUGGUCGACUUGUGUUU